This is a messenger RNA of Phragmites australis (common reed), 1652 nucleotides long. RefSeq names its product putative methylesterase 11, chloroplastic. Lineage: Eukaryota; Viridiplantae; Streptophyta; Magnoliopsida; Poales; Poaceae. The record is from RefSeq and is a predicted model, not a curated record. Bases 101 to 1240 code for a protein of 379 amino acids. The transcript has 5 exons. Gene Ontology annotation, molecular function: methyl jasmonate esterase activity; methyl indole-3-acetate esterase activity.
CUCCCUGCUGCUGCUGCUGCCGCCCCUGUUACCGAUUCCUGAAUCGCAGCAGCAAAAGCAAGGAUUUUUUUCCCUCUCCUCCUCUCCGGGAAUCGCCCCGAUGGGCUCGCUGAUCUCCUGUCUCUCUGACCCCUGCCCCUCGGCGUCCCCGCCGCAGUCGGCGAAGCGGCGCUCGUCCACCUCCUCCCGCGGCCGCGGUGGGCGCGAGGCAUCCAAGUCCGUGUCCAUCGACGAGGAGGCGCUGGCUGCGGCGGCGGCGCUCGUGCUGGGGCAGCGGGGCGCUGACGGCGGCGGCGGCCUGGGGGCGUUCGAGCGGUCGGCGUCGGUGCGGUACGCCGCGAAGCGGCAGAGCCAGGCCCCACCGCUGCCCCGGAGCUGCAGCACUCGCCCGCGGUCGCUCGCCGACCCCGAGCUCCAGCCGCAGCAGCUCCUCGCCAAGGAUUUGAAUACUAAGGAUUUGGAAACCAACAUCAUUGUUCUUGUUCAUGGAGGUGGUUUUGGUGCUUGGUGUUGGUACAAGACUAUAUCACUUCUUGAAGCUAGUGGGUUCAAAGUUAAUGCCAUCGACUUAACAGGCUCUGGGAUUCAUUCUUAUGACACGAACAAGAUUGUCAGUCUUUCAGAGUAUACUGAACCACUUACAUCUUACCUUAAAGGCCUAGGUGACGCUGAAAAGGUGAUUUUGGUCGGACAUGACCUCGGUGGCACUUGUGUAUCCUAUGCCAUGGAGAUGUUCCCAUCGAAAGUUGCCAAGGCCAUCUUCCUGUGCGCAGCAAUGCUGACAAACGGGCAUAGUGCUCUUGAUAUGUUCCAACAGCAGAUGGACACAAAUGGCACACUCCAAAGGGCUCAGGAAUUCGUCUACUCCAAUGGCAAGGACCGGCCUCCGACCGCCAUCAACAUCAAUAAGGCGUUGCUGAGAGACUUGGUGUUCAACCAAAGCCCUUCCAAGGACGUGUCACUGGCCUCGGUGUCCAUGAGGCCCAUCCCCUUCGCCCCGGUGCUGGAGAAGCUCGUGUUAACAGCCGAGAACUACGGCUCUGUGCGGCGGUUCUACGUGGAGACCACGGAGGACAACGCGAUCCCUCUCGCUCUGCAGCAGAACAUAUGCGGCGCCAACCCGCCGGAGAAGGUGCUGCGGCUGAAAGGGGCGGACCACGCACCCUUCUUCUCCAAGCCGCAGGCGCUGCACAAAACCCUGGUGGAGAUAGCGGCCAUGCCGCCGGUCCAGGCAUCGUGACACCGCGUUGGGCGUUUCCCUCAGGUUUUGCCGGCCGGCGGUGAGCUUGCAUGGCCGCUGUCCUGUACAUGCUGAGGAUGGUAUGGGUUUGGAGGUCGUUGUUAUUUAUUAUACAGGAUGUUGUCGCGGUGUGGCAGCUGGGGUAGGGGCUGUGGAAUUUCACCAUCAUCUCGACGAUGGCAUCCUUCCAUGUUGGGUCACUAUCACUACUGAUGCCCGUUUAGAACAAGUUCACGAGAUUUCUGUGAAAGGUGUACCGCUUUAUGUGAAAUUUCACAUUUCAAAUAGUGUUAUUUGGUCACUCAUGUUUAAUUUUUUUUUUCUCUAAAUCUGACACUUAGAAUCAGAGUAGGAUUUUGAUACCGGUGGUGGACUUCGAGUUCUAUUUUAUGUGUCUAUUUUUUUUUACCAA